This is a messenger RNA of Pogonomyrmex barbatus (red harvester ant), 1021 nucleotides long. RefSeq names its product juvenile hormone acid O-methyltransferase-like. The record is from RefSeq and is a predicted model, not a curated record. NCBI's taxonomy places the organism in Eukaryota, Metazoa, Arthropoda, Insecta, Hymenoptera, Formicidae. Gene Ontology annotation, molecular function: S-adenosylmethionine-dependent methyltransferase activity.
AAGCUGUCACGCUAGUCUUAAUACUCCUGAUGUGAAGAGAGACCAUAAGAUCGAACGGUAACAUCUCAUAUUAUUUCAUAACUAUUUAUAUUUUAUAAAGAAGAAAAGAGACGUGAUUCAAGCAUUCGAUUUAAAAAUUUCCAAAUAACGGUGCGCAAUGGAGAUGCCUGAGAAAUACGUCAAAGCAAAUGCCAUGCCACGUCGCGAUGUCCUGGACAUUAUCGAGGAAUUUAGUCCUGAACUAUCGCAGAUACAAGAUAAAUGUAUCGAUAUAGGAUCCGGUUCUGGUGACAUUACCAAGGAUUUGUUAUUGCCUUUAUUGCCGCAUGACGUCGAGGUAGUAGGCGCGGAUAUAUCACAAGCGAUGGUAAAUUACGCCCGUAAGAAUAACAGUAAGGAACGACUAUCAUACAUCGUCCUGGAUAUCGAAGGAAAAAUGCCAAAUGAGCAAAUCGGACAAUACGACUGUGUUACGUCCUUUUAUUGUCUGCAUUGGCCUUACGAUUUAAGUCAUGCUUUCGAAAAUAUAUUCAAAUUGUUACGACCGAAUGGAAAAGGGCUUGUAAUGUUCCUUGGCUAUCAUUGCUUAUUCGAGGCGUACAUGCGUAUUAGCCAGAAUCCAAGAUAUGAAUUUUAUCUUCAGGAUGCGCAUCGUUACGUACCGCAUUUCCAAAGAAAAAUGUGCAAAAAUAUGAGAGCCAGUUUGCGCGAAAUGUUGGAAGAUAUCGGCUUUGAAAUUCUGCAUUGUAGUAAGAGAGAAAACAGUUAUCAAUACAACAAUCAAAGUUUUAGAGAUUAUAUAAUAUCUGUUAAUCCAUUUAUAAAUCAAAUACCAGAUGACAUGAAAGAUGAAUUUAUGGACAAUCUGAUAAGCGAAAUAUUGAACCAAGAUGUUUCGACACCGUUUUCAAACAAAAAUGACGAAUUAAUAUUGAAAUAUUAUCUCCUAAUAGCAUAUGUAAAAAAACCGCAAUCGGCCACUUAAGUGCGAAAAAUAUACUUCUAUAUGAUACAGACGGUA